Pyricularia oryzae 70-15 is the source of this 357-nucleotide messenger RNA. RefSeq lists its product as uncharacterized. The record is from RefSeq and is a predicted model, not a curated record. The transcript is spliced from 2 exons. The coding region runs from base 1 to 357 and encodes 118 amino acids. NCBI's taxonomy places the organism in Eukaryota, Fungi, Ascomycota, Sordariomycetes, Magnaporthales, Pyriculariaceae.
AUGACGAUGGAGUCUCAAGCCGCCGAGACGCUCGCAGACAAGAUUGCCCUGCCUCCCAGUGACUGGCCGCAGUUGAUCCUCAACCUCCAUGCGCAGAUCACAAGUAAACUUGGCUCCACAGGAUGCCUCGAGUGGCUCGGGUUAUCGGCGACAGGAUCCUUGGCCAGAGGCCGCCUGCUGGACUACGCAGCGGGCCACAGUCUCGUCACCGAGGCGCUUGUGCACCACUUUACAGCGGCCGUCGGUAUCGACGUCUCCGAGGCCAUGGUCGAUCAGUACCGCGCGGAAGAGUUGAGUCCCAUCCCGGUUGUGAAAAAGAAGGCUCAACUUUUCUGCGUGAUAGCCACCAAGAAGUAG